This is a messenger RNA of Schistocerca americana (American grasshopper), 2463 nucleotides long. It is a transcript of the gene nan, whose product is annotated as transient receptor potential cation channel subfamily V member 5. Gene Ontology annotation, molecular function: calcium channel activity; protein binding. The transcript has 18 exons. Lineage: Eukaryota; Metazoa; Arthropoda; Insecta; Orthoptera; Acrididae. Gene Ontology annotation, cellular component: membrane. Gene Ontology annotation, biological process: calcium ion import across plasma membrane. Bases 82 to 2463 code for a protein of 793 amino acids. The record is from RefSeq and is a predicted model, not a curated record.
UCACCGCUCGAGACACAUGCAGUUUCCCUGGCAUCGCAGGUUGCAGAAUAUGAGACCAAUACGGAGUGAAUCCACAUCGCCAUGGGAAAUACGGAGAGCGGUGUGACCAGCGGGGAGAAGGCUCAGGCCGGCACCUCCACGCAGAAGCUCUACAAGCUGGUCGACCUCAAAGGUGGCGGCCUGCUCGUGGACAUGAUGAAGCGCGCCAUCCAGACGAAGCAGUACGCGGAGCUGGACCACGCCAUAAAGACCAAGGUGGAGCCUUUCCUAUACAACAAGGGCAAGGGGAAACUCUUUCCCAUUUCGCACGUCGUCCUGCUGCGUAACAAGGAACGCCCACGUCACAAACUGUUACCACCACUUCGUUCACUGGAGAACCCAGACGAUUUUGACAUCGAUGAUCUGCCAAUUCCUGACGAGAGUAAGCUAGACCCCAGCAAGUGCCGCGAGGUGUGCUGGGACCUGAAGGAGCGCGGCGCGGUGGGCGAGACGGUGCUGCACCUCUGUCUGCUCAACGCCACCUCCACCCACGCCGAGCUGGCCAAGCGCCUCCUGCGCUUCUACCCCAAGCUCGUCAACGACAUCUACAUGGGCGACCAGUACUACGGUGAAAGUGUGCUGCACAUAGCGAUCGUGAACGAGGACCCGGCCAUGGUGAAGUUCCUGCUGGACAGUGGUGCCAACGUGCACGAGCGCUGCUUCGGCACGUUCAUGAGCCCGGAGGACCAGAAGGCCCAGCGCUCAGACUCCCUGGACCACGAGUGGGUCAACGUCAACUCGGACACAAACUAUGAAGGCUACGUGUACUGGGGGGAAUACCCGCUGAGCUUCGCUGCCUGCCUGGGACAGGAGGAGUGCUACCGGCUGGUGCUCGCCAAGGGUGCCAACCCAGAUAGCCAAGACACCAACGGAAACACCACGCUGCACAUGCUCGUCAUCCACAAGAAGAUGACCCAGUUCGACAUGGCUUAUGAAGUUGGCUCUUCACUCGACAUUAAGAAUAACCUCAACCUCACACCGCUCACGUUAGCCGCUAAGCUGGCUCGAAUAGAGAUGUUUUUCCAUAUCUUAAACAUAGAAAGAGAGAUCUACUGGCAAAUAGGAAGCAUCACGUGCGCAGCCUACCCGCUCUCGCAGAUCGAUACCAUCGAUAUCGAAACAGGGAACAUCAGCAAGAACUCAGCCUUGAAUCUGGUAGUAUUUGGGGAGAAAGACGACCAUCUAGAGCUGAUGGACGGCGUUCUGGUCGACCUGCUGCACGCUAAGUGGAACGCCUUUGUAAAAUUCAAGUUCUACCGGCAGUUCUUCCUGUUCUGCUUCUACUUCAUGUUCUCGCUGGUGUGCUUCACACUGCGGCCGGGCCCGCCCCCCACCAGCCUCAAGGCGACGGCGAGUCCUGCCAUCAACGCCACCAUCACGAAGAACAGCACAAACAGCAGCGGGGGCGGCGGCAGUGAGGACAAGGAGGAGGAAACGUGGUGGGAGGAGCUGCAGGGCGAGUGCCGGCUGAUGCAGUUCCACAGCCUCGAGGCGAAGGUGCGGCUGGGCGCCGAGCUCGCCAUGCUGGCCGGCUCCUUCCUCUACAUCCUGUCCGCGCUGCGCGAGGCACACUUUUUGGGCCUCAACAUGUUCAUCGAGAACCUCAUGACGGCGCCGUCGCGCGUCAUGUUCCUGUGCUCGUGCCUGUUCAUGCUGGGGAUGCCCUUCCUGCGCCUGUCGUGCCACACGGAGGCCGAAGACGUGGUCGCCGUCUUCAUCAUGCUCACCACCGCUCCCUACUUCCUCUUCUUCUGCAGGGGCUUUAAGACAGUGGGACCCUUCGUGGUAAUGAUCUACAGGAUGGUAAUGGGUGACCUUCUUCGCUUUGUGUCGAUUUACCUCGUUUUUGUCAUGGGAUUCUCUCAAGCGUACUACAUAAUAUUCCUGUCAUUCGACAACCCGAACACCCCGGAAGGCGUGGACGACUCUGUCACCAACCCAAUGCCCAGCCCGACGGAAUCCAUCAUGGCGAUGUUUCUCAUGUCGCUAACGAAUUUCGGCGAUUACUUCGGCGCAUUCGAGCGCACUGAUCAUGAACUGGAAGCUAAGCUGCUGUUCGUGAUCUACAUGGCGAUCGUGGCCAUCCUACUAGUGAACAUGCUGAUCGCCAUGAUGGGGAACACAUACCAGAAGAUCGCAGAGACGCGCAACGAGUGGCAGCGACAGUGGGCGCGCAUCGUGCUGGUCGUGGAGCGAGGCGUCAGUCCGGCGGAGCGACUCAAGAAGCUCAUGUGGUACUCGCAGCCCAUGUCCGACGGCCGGCGCGCUCUCGUACUGAGGCUACACCAGACGGAGGAAGACAAAGAAGAAAUGAAGGAGAUCCUGGAGAUGAAGCGUACACAUGAUCGCAUGGUUAAAAAACGUCAGCGUGGUAUUCAUAAAGGAUUGUCAGCCACUCCCAGCCCAAAGAGGCUCGUCCUUUAG